Messenger RNA from Rotaria sp. Silwood2, 1545 nucleotides. The record is from the annotation of a GenBank genome assembly. Lineage: Eukaryota; Metazoa; Rotifera; Eurotatoria; Philodinida; Philodinidae.
AUGUAUUCAGUAAUUUACAUGCUAUUGGCUAUUUAUAUUGAACGCAUUAAUCCUGGUGAAUUCGGUGUUGCACAACCAUGGAAUUAUCUAUUUAGAAAAUCAUUUUGGAAUCCUCGCAAAUCAUCGACUAUAGAACCAAGUGAUCUUGAUUCAAAGGGAGAUCAUCGAAGAAUACAAGAUACAUUAAAUGAUCAAGUACUCAUUCUUGAUGAGCCAACCAGUGGCAUAGAUCCGCACAAUCGUCGUCUAAUUUGGACAAUAAUUCGAAAAUUGAAACACGAUGGAAAAUGUGUAAUAUUGACAACUCAUUUUCUUGAAGAAGCUGAUGUUCUAUCUGAUCGUAUUGCUUUUAUUAGCAAGGGUCGUUUGCAAGCACAUGGUACACCGGAUUUUCUCAAACAACAAACAGAAUAUGAAUAUCGUAUUUUUAUGGAUAAACAAGAGACUUGUGAUAGUCGAAAUGUCACUAGAUUCAUUCGAGAACAUGUAAAAAAUGCAAUUUUAGAACGUGAAUCCGCUUCGGAACUUGUUUUCGGAAUCAAACGUGAUGAAUCGAACAAAAUCGAAUUAUUGAUCAAUGCACUUGAUCAACAUCAACAAUCGAUCGGCAUCAAUUCUUAUGGUCUAUCAAUGACAACGAUUGAAGACUUCUUUCUCAAAUUGAUUCGAGAGGAAGAAAAAGCUGAGGAUAGCAAUCAUAAUCCAGAAAAAACUCGACAGAUCCUAUCGAACGAAGGUAACAAUGAAAUGCAAGAACACAUUCAUGGUGGUCGUCUGUUUUUCACUCGGCUUUGGGCAUUACUAGUUAAACGAUGGCAUGUUACUCGUCGACAAAUCACUUUUCUCUUAGGUUUCUUUCUACUUCCGAUUAUCUUUGCAAUUAUUCUCGUUGGUGUUUUACCUACACCAGAAGAAAUUCAAUCGACACUUUUGCAGAAUGAUCGUAUAAUCGAUGCUCAAGUAACAUUACUUCCAUCGAUUUAUAAUCCACAAACCAUUGUUACUUAUUCUAAUAACAAUGAAAGUUAUCUUUCACAGCGUCUUCUUAAUUAUUUAACUAAUGCUGGUGCAAUUGUUGAUGAAAUAUUGAAAGAUGACGUACUCAAGUAUCUCCUACCGAAAUACUAUCAAUCGGCAGAUACCUUUGUAAACAAAUAUAAAAUGGGUUUUGCUUCUUACAUUGACUCAACAGCUCUAUCACCCAUAUUGAAAUUUAAUACGUACUUUUCCACUGUCAACUAUCAUACAAUGCCAACGAGCUUAGAUCAACACGAUGGAGUACUUUUUUGCAAUGUACCUUUUUCGUCAACACCAUCCUUGUCGAACGAUAAAAAUACCACUGCAUCCUCUUUCAAUUUGGCUCGUAUAUUUGCAAUGCUUAAUGCUCGAAGGAAUCAAAAGUUAAUUGAAAGCUAUUCAUUGUCACAAACAACACUUGAACAAAUCUUUGUUCGUCUUGCUGGUGAUGAUGAAGAUAACAUGUCUACUGCUUCAUCUGAUAAAGUAUUAUUGAAUCAAACCGAAGUAACAAAUGAAAGUAAGUAA